UGCAAAAAUCCUUUUCCUUGGAUGCCUUGUCUUUAAAUUGUAGCUGCAUGAUGGAAGUGUUGAAGCAUAACAAAUCCCCUUAUCUUUCUUCUCCUUGUUUUGGUAUGCCUUUCUCUCAUACAGCUCUGUUAGAGGUCAUACUGGCCGGGAGAGACUGCUUGGUGGCCGGAGAUUCGUGCUCGAGUGAUGAGACUUGCAGUCCGCGGCUGCGAACUCUACGGCAGUGUGUGGCGGGUAAUGGCAGCGUUAAGCUCGGCCCCGGCGCCAGGAGUCAGUGCGCCAAUGCAGUGUCGGCUCUAUUGUCCAGUCCCUUGCACGGCUGCCAGUGCAAACGAGGCAUGAAGAAGGAGAAGAACUGCCUUAGCAUCUACUGGAGCCUUCAUCAGUCCAUCAUACAUGGACUUAACCUGGUGGAGAGUUAUCCCUACGAGAUGGUGCAGAGGGAUUACGACUAUGUCCGCCUAGCCUCUAUUACAGCUGACUCUGAUGUUGGCAUGACAACUGUGAACCGCUGCCUGGAUGCAGCAAAGGCUUGCAACGUGGACGACUUGUGCCAAAAGCUCCGCACAGAGUACGUCUCUGCUUGUAUCAAACCCACUGCCAAGUCGGGCCUGUGCAACCGGCCUAAGUGCAACAAAGCCCUGCGCAGGUUCUUCGACCGCGUACCUGCAGACUACACCCAUGAACUGCUCUUCUGCCCGUGCACGGACACGGCAUGUGCGGAGCGGCGGAGGCAGACUAUAGUGCCCAGCUGCUCUUAUGAAAGUGGGGAGAAACCAAACUGCAUUACACAGAUGAGGAUCUGCAAUGCUGACUAUGUGUGCAAGUCUCGUCUGGCGCAGUUUCAGUACGACUGUGAACCCACUGAAUCGUCUGCCAACGGCUGCAAGCAAGCAAACUAUGGGGCCUGUCUCCUCGCCUACACAGGGCUCAUAGGAAGUACAAUCACUCCAAACUAUGUCGACAACUCUACGUCCAGCGUGGCUCCAUGGUGCUCCUGCUCAGCCAGUGGGGGACAGAAAGAAGAGUGUGAUACCUUCCUGAGAUACUUCACAGACAACAUCUGCCUCCGGAACGCUCUCAUGAUGUUUGGAAGUGAAUCAGACCUGCAGCCGUCUGUCAGCCAGCCCAGUGCACCCAGCCCCAGCCCCAGCAGCAGAGAAAACAGGAGCCCCACUUCUUCACAAGAAACUCUAGAAACUAUGAGGAAUAUUCUGGAUACCAUUAUACCAACACAGGCUCUGGGUAAUGAACUACUAGUGGGCCAGCCCACCCUGCCAUCCAACUCUGCUUCGCCUUCCAGCCUAAUGCUUCAAGCUGCCGUCAGCCUUCUGUUGUUGCUCCUUCAUCUGCUCAACAAUGGACACUAAAGACUGCAGGGGUGCGUGCCGAAGAACCUCCAUGCUCUGAGCAGAUGGAAGGACCGGUGCAGUUCAGAGGAAAAUGGACCGUGUGGCAUUCCUCCUCCCUCUAAAUAUGUACAGCGAUUCUGUUUUUUCUAUUUUUGUGUUUAAGUGGUCCAGUUCCACCUGCCAGUGCUCUCCCUCACAGUGUGAGAGAUUCCUGCAGACAGAAGCCAGUCUGUACAUUUGUACAUUGUUGUUGCGAUCAAACAAAGCUGAAGUGAAUUCAGAGUGCCACCCCUGUGGCCUAACACGGCUCUCAGCUUCCAAACUGUAUCCAUUUUCAAGAGUUACCAUGAAAAUAUACCAUAUAUAUGUAUGAUACGUAGACAUGAAGUAUGUCAGUACCUGUGAAGAUUUGUAUUAAAAACAGAAGCUCUUAUUUCAAAUAUUCUGAAGGAAAAUGGUCAGAGUAAACCUGUGAACUUUGCUUUGUGCUCAGGCACAGAGUGAUUGGAAAGCUGCUGAAGCAUGUGGGGCUCUAAUACUACUCUCCUCCAGUGACUGAAAGAGGACUAUUAUUUCUGAUCAAUACUGGAAUAGAGGAGGCUGAGAGACAAUAGAGCUGCAUUUUGCUCAGACAUCCAGGACAAAUGCCCCUAUCCCUUAAUGUCCAGCAGCGCCAUCUAAAAGAUAUGUGGUCAACCUGAGUACAUAAGAUAAACCCUGACCUGAUAAUAGUCCUCUCCAUCAAGAUGGUUGUUCUUUGUCAAACCACUGUGCUAUUGCUAAUACCAUGGUAUCUGUUAAAAGAAGUCACAAAUCUUUGUUUUAUCUUUUUGGGCCUAAAGGGAAACAACGUAUUGGCCGAAAUACAAGAUGACUCUGAUUUAAAGACGACCCUCCCACCACCCCUCCUUCUACGCCAAAUCUUAGAAGAAGAUUUUUUUCUGAAGACCAAACAAUUUUAAUUGGCAAUGAUGAUAAAACA
This is a messenger RNA of Notolabrus celidotus (New Zealand spotty), 2334 nucleotides long. It is a transcript of the gene gfra4b, whose product is annotated as GDNF family receptor alpha 4b. The transcript has 7 exons. Gene Ontology annotation, biological process: nervous system development. Gene Ontology annotation, molecular function: signaling receptor activity. Gene Ontology annotation, cellular component: external side of plasma membrane; signaling receptor complex. The coding region runs from base 48 to 1370 and encodes 440 amino acids. The record is from RefSeq and is a predicted model, not a curated record. Lineage: Eukaryota; Metazoa; Chordata; Actinopteri; Labriformes; Labridae.